CCGGAAACCCAAAUACCUCGAGGAGGAGGAGUUUUCUAAGUGUAGCUGAGAAGCAGAAUGUGUUUUGAAGAUCCUUCCUUUCUCGUUUGUAUAUCUCACUUUUUGGAUGGAUAAUCGCUCAAUUAAGACCAAAAUGUUGUUUUUAGGAUAUGUUUCUGGAGUGAUGGAGAGUAGUAAUAAUAGCAGCAGUCACCAUCACAAUAAUAGCUGCAGCAGGAACAACAAAAGUGAAUCUCAAAGAACUCUGAGUCUUACCAUCCGUUUUGUAGCUCCGGAUGUCAGAGCACAGCAGCACCACAGAUGGGGAUGUGGACCCCCAGCAUGGCUUAUAUAUGCUGAUCCUGCUAGUCUUGAUCUUCUUUGUCAUGGGUCUUGCGGGCUUUCUCAUUUGCCAUAUCCUAAAGAAAAAGGGAUACCGCUGUCGGACAUUCAGUGAUGAAUUUGACUCUGACAACAAGGAAUCAUUGACACAACUCCAAGAUGAUGAUGAUGAAGAUCUGAAUGAGGAUACUGUAGAAAAAAUAGUGAAAUGUAUUAUUCAAAAUGAAGCAAAUGUUGAAGUUCUGAAAGAAAUGCUGGGAGAAAGUGAUGCUGAUCUCCCACUGCCAGUACCUGUACCCAGUGCUCUAUGUCCACAUCGCAGUAAUCAAGAUGGUGGCAUUCCUCAUCACCACACAGUGCACUUAGGUUCAACACAAGCACCUUGCAUUCAUUGCAGCAAGAAAAAGAGACCUCCCAUACAUCGUCAGGGCCGGUCAAAAGAGAGCAAAAGCAAGAUGCACCCUGGGGAAACAACAGUCUUUUCAGUUGGCAGAUUUCGUGUCACCCAUAUUGAGAAAAAACCCAUUUUCCAUGAAUCCCAGGAAGAAUCUUUUCAUGAGAACAAGCCGGAUGUAGCUGAUACAGACCAGGAGACUUAUAGCAAUCAGAAACUUCAGUGGACUGGGUCACAGAAUGGAAUUGUUCAUACAGAUGGAGUACAGGAAAGAAAAUUAGUUCAGCCAGAUUCUGAAAAACCACCAAAGCAGACUACUGCAGAUGAUUUAACUCUGUCAGAGACUCAUUUAAAUUUAACAGCUGAUACAAAUGUAGCCAUAAAUGAAAUAGAGGGAGGAUACCCUAAGGCAUGUUAUUCACAAGAAGCAAUAAACUCUGCUGCUAGUUAUGCAACUGAGACUAACUCCACUUCAAGACCCAAAGAUCUUUCAUCAGAAGAGCUAGAGGAGGAUAAAAAAGCUGAACUGAUGGGCCAUCAGAGAGUAGCUUAUGAAAUAUCAGACAACAAACAAGGACAAGUUCUUUCAAUAGGACCCAAACUGGAAAUUUGCCCAGUAGAGCAAGUGGCAUAAAGCAUCAGGUAUAAGCCAUCCUUUUGAGAGGCCAGCAUGUCAGGACUCCUCCUGGGACAUGAUGGAGGGAGGGGGAGAGGCUAUCAGGGUUGCAUUCUCUGCAUGCUUUCGCUUUUGCUGUAACUGCAUGGGAUUUAGGGAAGGGGGGCUAUCUUGAAGACAGAUGGACUUCCUCCCAGCCAGUUCCAGCCUGAUACUAAGGUCGCUGCACUCUGGGGAUGAACUGCUAUCAAGCUAAUACCUCAGAGUUCUCAAAACACCUAUGCAGAAUUGUAUUGGCUACUGGUGGAUUAGUAAAGGGGGAUGGGGUUUGAAUUGGGAAGAAUAGUGUAAUACUUUGCACUUCAGACUUCUCUGCAAUCACUUUCUCUCACUAAAAGUUCCUUUUGGUAACUAAUUCUUUCAAAAGUCAUGCCUUCCUGAGGGAAUAGCAGAGGCAGGUCCUUACAACAUCUUCAGAUGUCACCUCAGAAAGCUUUUUUUUAGAAAAGAAACAAUGGUGAGCCCAGACUGGUAGAUGUAUGGCUAAAUAAUAACUUUCAUUCAUAGUGAAUAUACUCUAAAAUCUAAAGAAAAGUCGAAGUCAGAAGGAUGUGUCUGUCAUAGAUUUACAUAUAUACAAUUGAAAGUGUUAAACUAGACAAAAAACCAUGGGUCUGGAAAAACUAUGGGCUUGGGAAAAAUUAAUUUGAAAUUGUAUUGUGUCGUAAUGAUAAACAUUGCUGAGGUUUAUAAACUAUUAUUGAAAUUGAAUUUGGAGAAUGAAUAUGUGAAACAAAACAUGAUUCAAUGGGCAAAGAAUUUUGGGUGUAAUAUAAUGCUUGAACUAUGGAACACAUGUGGAUGAAGGAUUUAAAAUUUACACUGAACUAUAACUUGAAAGAUUUUUUUAAAUAAAAUGAUAUGCCAUUGUUAUUUACUGCUGAAUAAAUCGUUAAAGAUGUAUAAAGGUCUUAGCAGAUCCCAAAUGGCAGAAAAGGCUACAUAGGUAUGUAAGGCAGUGGAGGUUACUCUAUAGACAGAAAUUCUAGAAAACAAAGCUGAAAUUGCCACUGUAGAUUGAGCAUACGAUGAGCAGUUUAAUCUAUUAAAGAAGCAAGUGUGCAGUCUGCAAAAUUUUAAAUUGAACAAAUAGUGUCCUUCCAUCAGAUAUAUGUUCAUGAACUUGAAAAGUAGUGUUGUAAGGAUCUGCCUCAGCUAUUUUCUCAAGAAAGCAUGACUCUUGAAAGGGUAGCAGUUAAAAAUGAAACUUUUACUGAGAGAAAGUGAUUGCACAGAUGUCAAAUUCAAAUUCAAAUCUUUAUUGUCGGUGUACAAUAUAUGUACAAUGAGAUUGGUUGAGCUCCCUCAGUGCACCCCCCCAACACAAUACAACUCACAGUGAAGGCAGAAAAUCUCUAACCCAAUGAAUCAUAUUAACAAAACACCCAGUCCUAUUGCACCAGUGUCAUCAAAUCAGGUGGAAUCUGAAAAGCUUGCGCAAAGCAUCAAGCUAUUUUUUCCUCUUCAAGCCCCACCCAAUUCCCAGUUUCCUAAUAGCCAAUAAUAUGCCACAAAGGUGUUUUGCGGUGGUUGGUGCAGCACUUUGCAGCUUGGUGGCCUUCUUUGCUACGCUUGAAACAGGCAGUGGAAUGUGCUGGCUGGGUUUACAUUUUGGUUGCCUCUCUCUUCCUCUCUGGGGGUGAUUUCUUUCAAACUUUGGCUGAACAAUGCUAUUUGGGUCUGAUUGAUUUCCUCUUCCUCAGCCAGCAUACACCAGUCUUUAGAGGUGACACCCCCCCAUGACACAUGAGGUGUACAGGUCAUCAUUAAGCCCAUCUUUGAAACAGCUCACGAGGAUGUCUUCUGGCCAGUCAAAAUGGCAUACCAGAUCAUGAAAUUCCUCUUAUAUUCAGCCACCAGUCUGUUCCCUUACUGGACAGUCUUUAUGCGGUCUCUGGCUUUGCAAUUGGCUAGGAGAUCUUCAAACUGCCAUUGGAGUGCUAUCGUAAACCAAUUGAAGUUUCUCAACUCAGGGGUAUCUGAGUUGUGGAGGGUUACCAUCCAUCAGGCUUCAGCCCCUUCUAGUGCCAGCAUGACGACUUUAAUCUUGGCUCCCUCAGUAGGGACCUUGUGGCCAUAUUCCUGCAAGUAGGUCAGGACAUGGGCCAGGAAAAAUCCCAGUUAUUGUGGGUUCCCAUCAAAUUUCAUGUGAAAGGUGGGAUGACUUCCACCUCCAUGGCCCUGCUACCUCUCCCAUCCUUUGAACAUUGGGGCCCCUGGUGUCUCUUGGCUGAGGUCCCAUAGCUGCAGCAGCCCCUGCCGGGAUGACAGACACCAUGAUUGUGGUAUCCAGAGACAAGGGCCUCCUUUCCCCCUCCUCGGCUUGGCUCUGGCAGCUGCCAUCACCCGACAUCUGCACCAAUACUUCCUGUGCUUUCAGGCUCUGGAAUGCAUCCAUCAUGCAAUGCAUGGCUUGCUUUAUGAGGAGGUCAGCAUGAUUAAGUUUAUUCCCUUCCUCCUCAUCAUCCUCAAGUGCCUCCAAUUCUUUCUGGCCACAUCAGCAGCUGUCUUGUAUGAGGGCGACUCCCUUGGUCCACCCCUCUCAGCCAUUUUGCUUCCCAGUGCCAAUGGACCAUUUGGGUCUCCCAGGCUGGCAGCUUCCUCUGUCCAUUCUCCAGUCUGGGUACCUUGAUGAGUCUUGCCAGAGGCUUCCCCUCAACUCUCAGCUUCAUUUUGGUCGCUGCCUUGGGUGGACAUCGUUUGCAAGGUCCCCACAGUAAGGCUGUCUGCCUCUCUGGAUUGACCACUUUGUAGAUUCCGCGUAAUGUAAAGACCUGCCUCAACUAUCUUCUGAGGAAAGCAUUACUCUUGGAAGUUCAAAUUGUACUUCAAAAGGAAACUUUUACUGAGAGAAAGUGAUUGCACAGAAGUCAGGCAGAAACUGAAAAGCCCAUGGAAAGCAUUAGGCUAUUUUUCCCUCUUCAAACCCCAUCCAAUCCCACAGUCCCCCAAUAGUCAAUAAUAUACCACAAAGGUGUUUUGAGAAAUUCUGAGAU
This is a messenger RNA of Ahaetulla prasina, 4387 nucleotides long. RefSeq names its product RELT like 2 (gene RELL2). The transcript is spliced from 6 exons. NCBI's taxonomy places the organism in Eukaryota, Metazoa, Chordata, Lepidosauria, Squamata, Colubridae. Gene Ontology annotation, biological process: positive regulation of cell-substrate adhesion; positive regulation of p38MAPK cascade. Bases 276 to 1349 code for a protein of 357 amino acids. The record is from RefSeq and is a predicted model, not a curated record.